AUGCCUAAGAGAAAAAAAAUUGUUGGCAGAGAACGUCGAGAGAAAGACAAAUUACGGAAAAGGCAGAAAAGACAGGAGAAGUGUCAGUCGUCCAAGGAAGUUUUAUCUGAUGAGCCUGUGGCAGAUUCCUUUGUUCCUUGCGGAACACUGGAUGGAGCUGUGUCAGCUCCUCCCGGUAAUCUUCCGGGGCAAGGCUCUAUGGGGUUGCCGCCUUAUGAGGAAAAACCCCUGGCCAGGGUGCAGGCCUCACCUCGAGUGAAAAUGCACUCAAAUGCCCCGAGGUUGUCACCUCCUCGGGGAAGUCGUCUGAAUGCCCAAAACGGGGCGUUGGCACUGUCCCCUGACUCCCCAGCGUGGGUUUGUACUCCAGCGAGAGUACCUGGGCACGAUGAUGGCAUUAAGCCUAGCCCAGCAGGUCAGACACAGCUGGAUACCUCCAGGAUGGAGGAGACCAGCAGUACACUAAAAAAAGAUGUGGGCUAUAAAGACAGUAUCAAAGAGUGUAUUAAAGACAGUAUCAAAGAAAGUAUUAAAGACGGUAUCAAAGAAAUGAAAUAUGAACGUGUCUCAAAUGGAAAUUUUACAGUUCUUAAAGGGAAUAUCAAGUCAGAGAAACAAGAUGUUAUGUGUGAAAGACAAAAUAAUGAAAUUGUAAUGGACAAAUGUGAAAAACAAGAGAAAUUGGAAAAUACUCAUAAUACACAAAGAAAUUUAUAUGAAAGAGAAAAGAAUAUGAUCAGACAAAACAUAUUUGAAAGGCUUGAAAGUGAGCUAUUUGAGAAGCAAUGUACAUAUGACAAGAAAAUGAAUGAGAAUCUAUAUAACUUAUGUGACUGGCAAAAGGGUAAAGGUGUGGAUACUUUUAAGAGUAAGAAACCGAAAAUGGAGAACGAAAAUGUUUCAUCUGAACAAAUCACAUCAUUCGAUACGCUUAAUGAUAAUGAAGAGCAAAAGGCAAGUGGGGAAUCAAAAUCAAAGUGUCUUAUUUAUGUGCAGGGUUCUUUUCAUCAAGGCGAUCCAAUGUUUGGAGCUAAUGCUGGAUCUCAGUGUGUGGCAAAUUGUCUAGCUGGAUUAUCUUAUCACAAAGCAAAAAGUAGCAAGUAUUGGAAAACAAUGGACAUGAACAAGAUUUUGGUAACUGGUGAUGAAUUGUAUACUUAUCUUCAAAGAAGUUCAUCAAUUACUAAUAGAUACUUGCUUGUAGAAGAUUUACCCCAGCUAUUUGAAUGCUUUGAUCGAUCAUAUGAUUUUAAAACGCAGAGAACAUUAACAAGUGUCAUUUUGUCAGAAGAAGGUUUUGACUAUUCUGAUUUUGGAGUAUAUUGUUUGAAGGAAGCAGUACAACUUGCUGUUACAGGUACUGAUGGAUGCUUUGUUUGCUUUGGGGGAAACACAUUACUAAUUGGGAAAACAGAAGAUGGUUUCUUUACAUUUGAUUCACAUUCCAGGUCUUCUGAAGGAUUAUUAAGUGUAAGUGGCAAGAGCACGCGAGUACUGUUUGCCAAUACAGAUGAAGUAUGCCUAUAUUUACAGGCUCUAGCUAGAUCCAUGGGAUAUAUUAGAAAUGUUGAAUGUAAUUUGACUGGAGUUCAUUGCAAAAUGAAUUGUGUUUCAGAGACCAGAUCUCAAUUUGAACAAAAACAAGAGGAUAUCGGUUCUGGAACACUUCCUUCUGAUGAAUCAUCCAGGAAUUCAUUUCCAUCACAAAUUACAGGUUCUGAUGCAGGAAUCGAACAUGAUGAUUUAAUUUUUGUCUCAAGUGAAGAUGAGCAGUUCAAUUUUGUUCCUCUUAUUUCUGACACAAAGAGAGAAAUAUGUGACAAUUUAAAUAUUCCCUUCUUGUGUUUUGGUUUCCCUCUUGAAAAUCAGCCAUUUGAAAAGGAAUUGGGAAAACCUUGUGAAGAGCAUAAAAUUUCUGGAGAUGGCAAUUGUUUUUUUAGGGCAGUGUCCUUUAGUUUAACAAAUUCAGAGGAUUAUCAUUAUGACCUACGCAAUGCAGUAUGUAAACAUCUGCUUGAAAAUGAAGACUAUUUCCAGUCAUUUUUAAGAGCUGGUGUAAGAUCUGUUAAAGAUCAUGUCUUAUUGUCGUCAAUGGAAAACACUGGAACAUGGGCAACUGAAGUAGAAAUUGAAGCCAUGUCUCACUUACUAGGUGUUGAUAUCUACACAUUUUCUAACAAUCGUUGGUUAAAGUUUUCAGCAGAGAGAGUUGGUGUUAGCCUGACAGAAAGGAGAUUAGGUGCUAUUUACUUGUGUCAUAAUCACCAAAAUCAUUAUGAUGUUGCUCUUGAUGUUUGUGGACGAGAAUUAGAAACGGUUAAUACACCUGUAUUGCAAUCCAGUUCCUUUGAUCUGAAUUAUAUGAAGAAAAGGCAAAACCGUGAAAGAAUGCAAACCAAAAGAAUCGAUCCUUCGAAGAUGAUUAAGAAAGACAGUGCUGCCAGUACACGAAGACAGUCCUUAAGAAGAAAAUAUCGUGAAGACUUGGAAUUCAGAAAUAAAAAAUUAAAUAUUGCAUAUAGGAAGUACAAAGAGGAUAACGAAUUUCAAACUCUCGUGAAAACACGGAAUAAAGAGAGAUAUAGGAAUGACCCUUUGUAUAAUAGCAAAACUAAAUCAAGAUGUAAGAAUAUUUAUGAAGGCAAUGUGGAAAACAGAGAAAAGAAGAAGCAGGCAAGUGUAAAAAAAUAUGCAACAAAUAAAGCCCAUAAAGAAAAUGUGAAGAUGAGAAGUACUCAAAAGUACAAGACUGACAAUGUGCAUCGAGAGAAUAUAAAGACCAGAAGCAUCAUGAAAUAUAAGUCAGAUGAUAAACAUAAAGAGGACGUGAAAAGGAGAAGCGUGAAAAAGUACAGUACAGACGCUACAUUCAGAAAUGAGGCCAAAAGGAAGAGUAUCAAAAAAUACGAAAUUGACGAAGAACACAGAAAACAAGUCAAAAAAUGGAGCACUGAAAAAUACAAAAAUGAUGAACAACAUAGGAUGGAUGUGAAACGUAGAGCGCUAGAAAAGCACCGUUCUAAUGAGGAAUACAGGAAUAAAGUUAAUAGUGCUGGAACAAAGAGAUAUAGAGCAAAUGAGACUUUCAGGAAAAGGGUUCUUGCAUCAAGGGCAAACAGAUACUCAGUUGAUGUUGCAUUCAGAUCAAAUGCCAAGGCACGCAGUAAAAAAUCAUAUAACGCCAGUUCUGAUGCUAAAAAAAUGAAGAAAAAGACAGUCAAUUUGCAAAGAACUGCAAGGCGAGCAAAGUUGCAAAAGGAAGAAGAGGUAUUGGAAUUAUUUAAGGAAAACACAUUCAAAGGCAUCGAUUUUACAUGCUGCUGCUGCAAUCGAUUGUUAUUUGUUAAUCAGGUUCAGAAAUGUGAUCGACGGAUAUAUCAAAAGAGUGAACUUGCUGCACAUAUUGCAGACUUGUGUAUUCAGGAAAAUUGUUUGCACCAAUGCACAGAAUCUUGCUCAGAAGAUUGCUCGAAGUCUACCCUAUGGAUAUGUUAUACAUGUCAUAGAAAGAUUCUGAGUGGCAACAUCCCAGCAGAGGCAACCGUCAAUAAUAUGUUUUUGGAAGAUAUUCCAAGGGAACUUAAAGACUUAAACAGUUUAGAACAACAUCUUAUUGCCUUACACAUCCCAUUUAUGAAGGUCAUGGCUCUUCCACAGGGUGGCCAGAGAAAUAUACAUGGGCCUGUUGUGUGUGUGCCAUCGGAUAUGAAAAGGGCUGCAAGCUUACCACUUAAGCAUGGAGAUGAUUUGUUGUUGAGAGUGAAACUGAAAAGAAAGUUAAAUUAUCGUGGUUAUUUUGAGUACCAGUUUGUAAACCCAAACCAUGUUUUUACAGCUUUAAAUUACUUAAAGAAAAACAAUCAGUGGUACAAAACUGUAAGAAUAGAUACAGACUGGGGAAAAGACUACACAGAUGAUGAGGACUUCAAAGAUGAGGGACAGGAACAAGAGAAGGCAGCAGACGAUGAGAGUGAUGAAAUUCAACAGGUUGCUAUUGAUACUUGCCUACAACCUGUUGAUAUUGCACAAGAAGUUCUUGACCAUUAUUUUGAUGAUAUUUACAAUAUUGCACCCGGUGAAGGUAAAAACCCAGUUCGAAUGUUACAAGAACCAGGCAAUGAAGCUAAAACAUUUCCCUGUCACUUCCCAACUGGAAAAUUUUCAUGGAAUGAGGAGAGAGCAACAAGAAUUACAUUAGCUAGAUAUUUCAACAACAGACUCAUGAAUGCGGAUGAUAGAUUUGCGAAAGAUAGCAAUUACAUCUUCUUUAGUCAGUAUAUGUCAGAAUUAAAUCAAGUUAUAGAGAAAACUCAAAUUUCUAUUAGAAAGUCUGUUUCAAAAUUUGGGACGGGGAAGUUGGUUACGUCAGACAUGGUACAAGAUCCAGAAAUACUCCGUACGUUACUACAGAAGGAUGAAGCACUAAGGUUCAUGCAACCAAUUCGUGGAACACCAGCAUACUGGUCUUGUGCACAGAAGGAUCUCUUUGCUAUGCUCCGCCAGUUAGGAAUACCUACAUGGUUUUGCUCUUUUUCUGCUGCAGAGCAUAGAUGGAAUGAUGCAAUUAGAACAAUUUUGAAGCAACAGAAUGAUAAUAGAGAUCCAAAUACACUGGACUGGUCAGAAAAGAACGAAACAUUAAGGAGUAACCCAGUAACAGUUGCAAGGAUGUUUGAACACAGAUUCCAUGUCUUCCAUAGAGAUGUUGUUUGUUCUCCAUCGAUUCCAAUUGGAAAAAUUGUUGAUUAUUUUCAAAGAGUCGAAUUCCAACAGAGGGGAUCACCCCACAUGCACUGUUUAUACUGGGUUGAAAAUGCACCUAGACUUGAAGAACAUGGAGAGAAAGCUGUUUGUGAUUUCAUCGAUAAGCACGUAACGUGUGAAGUGCCUUCAGAGAAAGAUGACCCCGUCUUGCGAAACACAGUCCUAGCAGUACAACAACACAGUAAGAAACACUCAAAAUCGUGCAGAAAGAAAGGAACAGAAUGUAGAUUUAACUAUCCAAGACCACCUUCUCGGUGCACGUUCAUUAGCUCACCAUGUGACGAAGAUGACAAGAAGGAGAACCCUGAACAGACAAAGCUAUCAAAUAUAGGCAAAUCCCGAGCGAAAGACAUAUUAAUGGCUGUUUGGAAUGAAGUACAAAAUGAGUCAAAUGAGUUAAAAUCUACUGAGGAAAUUUUCUGUAAAAUUUCUUUGACUCAGGAAAUGUAUGAAGAAGCAUACAACAUAUUGGCGAAAAAAAAAUCCAUUAUUCUAAAAAGAAAUCCCAGUGAACUUUGGAUUAAUCAGUAUAACCCAUGCCUCUUGAAAUGUUGGGAUGCUAAUAUGGAUAUUCAGUUUGUGUUAGAUCCUUUCAGUUGCAUUGUAUACAUAAUCUCGUACAUUUCCAAGUCUGAAAGGGAAAUGGGUAUGCUACUCAAGCAAACAAAGAUAGAGGCAGAAGAAGGAAAUCUUGAUGCACAUCAAACUUUAAAGAGAAUCGGAUCUGCUUAUUUACAUCACAGAGAAGUCAGCGUGCAAGAGGCAGUAUACCGUGUUUGCAAUUUAAAAAUGAAAGAAUGUUCAAGAAAAGUAGUUUUCGUGCCUGUUGGAGAAAAUCCUACUCGAUUAAGUAAACCACUCUCUCAGCUCAAAAGGCAAAAAAGAGAAAGUCAUGACGAUAACGAGGAUGUGGAUGAAGAUGACAAUGACAUUUGGAUGACAAAUAUAAUAGAGAGGUACGAAAAUCGACCAAACAAAAUACUUUUUCACAAAAUGUGUUUGGCAGAAUUCUGUUCUGAAUUCAGAGUCUUAGCAAAGUCCCAGGUUCCGAAAAAUGAGAACAAAAAUGUGUUUGAGCUGCAAAACGCAAAGGGAUAUAUCCAGAAAAGAACACGUACAAUGCCAGCUAUAAUUAGGUAUCCAAGAUUCAAUGCAGAUAAGACAUCUGAGAAAUAUUACCAGUCGCUACUCCAGCUUUUCUUACCACAUUGGAAUGAAGCACAGCUGAAACCACCAGGGUUUGAUUUGUACGAAGAGUUUUAUGCAAAUGGGCACAUAAAAAUAAAAGGUAAUCAAAGGGUCCAGUCGGUUAAAUCACUCGUGGACAUGAAUCAUGCUCGGUAUGCAGCAAAUGAAGAAGUGAUAGCAGUGGCUAUGGAGACGUUCGAAAAUAUUGGUGAACCUGAAGACGCAUGGGCAAAUCUCUGUCCAGAAACAGAAAUGAUGAGAGAUGAAUGUGCUGUCGAGAAAGAUAAAGUUGAUAGCUUACUUGAAAAUGUUGCAGAAGAAAUACCUGACAUGCAAAAUGAGACAAAUUCCGAUGUGCUGUAUCAUAUUCAGCAGAAUUGUCAUUCAAGGGAAGAUAUCCUACCGGUCUUGCAAAAUUUAAAUGAAAGACAGAAGGAUAUAUUUUAUCACGUUAGAAACUGGUGUGUAGCAAAAAUCGCUGGAGAGAAGCCAGAUCCACUGCACAUUUUUAUAACAGGAGGUGCAGGUACAGGAAAAAGUCAUGUUGUCAAGGCAAUACAUUAUGAGGCAUCCAGAUUAUUUGCUCCAAGCCUAUUCUCGCCAGAUGGUGUACCAGUACUUCUUACAGCUUUCACAGGAACAGCUGCAUUCAAUAUAGGUGGAAGCACUUUACAUCACGUAUUUGCCUUGACAAAAUAUUUGCCAUUGCCAUACCAACCAUUGAAAGAACAGAGUCUAAGUGAGUUAAGAGUGCAACUGAGAGAUUUGCAGAUUCUUGUGAUAGAUGAAGUAUCAAUGGUCUACAAAAAACUUCUUUUCUACAUUCACGAGAGACUAGUACAAAUAAAGAAGUGUAAACAGCCAUUUGGUGGUGUGAGUGUAAUUGCAGUUGGCGACUUUUAUCAACUCCCUCCUGUGAAGCAACGCAAAGAUGAGAGAUUAUACAAAGAGAACACUUCAUAUCCAGUAGACUUUUGGAGGGAUUUCUUCAAAGUCAUUGAACUAAGUGAAAUUAUGAGGCAACGUGAAGAUGUACCGUUUGCAACUGCUUUGAAUAAUUUGCGAAUUAGGGAAUCUGAUCAGGCUAUAGAGAAUGAAACACAGUUGAUCAUAUCUAAUUGUAUCAGAGAAGGACCCGAAGACGUUCUGCAUGUGUUCUCUACAAAUGAAGAAGUAAAUAGUUACAAUGUAACAAUGAUAAGGAAAUCAUGUGAAGAUCUUGUGGAAAUUGAUGCACAGGACUAUCAAAAAAAUGCGACAACAGGAAAACUUACAUUGAGAGAGAAACCACUCAAAGGAUCAAAAACUGACAGUCUUGGAAGUUCUUUGCUACUUGCUGUAAACGCAAGGGUAAUGCUUACAAGAAAUUGUGAUGUAAAAGAUGGGCUUGUGAAUGGUGUUGUGGGAUAUAUAACACAUUUCCAGUAUGGUGAAAACACAUCGAAUGUUGUAGGUAUUGGAGUGAUAUUUGACAACAAGAAUGUUGGAAAACAAUCAGGGAGAAAAACGCAGAAGGGAAAUGUUGUUUUAAUUGAAAGGGUUCAAGAAGAGAUGAUCGAAAAGAAACCGAGAACAGUCAUAAGGCAUCAGUUUCCUUUGCGGUUAGCAUGGGCCUGCACAGCUCAUAAAGUACAGGGAAUGACUGUGGAAAAAGUAGUUGUGAAUUUAGAUCGUACGUUUUCACCAGGACAAGCCUAUGUUGCCUUGUCAAGAGUGACAUCUCAGCUAGGGUUAUUUAUAGAAACCGAGAAUGAAAACGGGUUACUUAAAAAAAUAUAUGCUGAUUCAGGAGUGAAAACAGCCUUGGGUGAAAUGACAAAAUUACAUCUUCAAGCAUAUCCCUUGAACUCAUCAGAGUGCAACACAAUUAUUCUGCACAACAUUCAGAGUUUACAAGGCCACGUUCCGGAUUUUGAACAUGAUAUCCGAUUCAGAGAUGCGGAAAUCAUCUGCUUGACAGAAACUUGGCUACGAUCAGAACAAAAUACAGCCUAUUUCGAUAUUGAAGACUACAGAUUUCAUCACAAAGCGAGAGAAGAUCUAUAUGACAACACUAACGAUCAAACACAAAAACACCGCCUUGCAAGGGGUGGGGGAGUAGCACUGUAUACCAAAGAUAAUGAAAUUCAGAAGAUAGUUAGUUCUCUUCCCGUCAGAAAUGUUGAAGGAAUUGCAGUGACAAUGAUUAAACAUGAUGUCUUAAUUGUUACCAUUUAUCGACCAAAUACUCUAAGUGUUCCCCAAUUUCUUGAUCGCCUCCAAAACAUCAUUGAAUUCUACAGAAAAUGCAACAAACAUAUCAUUUUUCAUGGAGAUUUUAAUGAAGAUGCGAAAUCUGGAGGUCCCAUUCAAACAUUCAUGAGUAACCUUGGUUUUAGACAAGUUUUUAAUUUUUGCACUACAGAAAGGGGUACUAUAUUAGACCACGUAUAUGUGUCUGGACACAUACAGGUAGAGGUCUCGAAGCUUCCAACAUAUUAUAGCUACCAUGAUGCUGUGAUUCUUAAACUUUUAACCUAG
Molecule: messenger RNA, 8472 nt
Organism: Saccostrea cuccullata (small rock oyster)
Lineage: Eukaryota; Metazoa; Mollusca; Bivalvia; Ostreida; Ostreidae
Exons: 1
Coding region: 1-8472 (2823 amino acids)
Biological process (GO): telomere maintenance; DNA repair
Molecular function (GO): ATP hydrolysis activity; DNA helicase activity
Source: RefSeq, a predicted model, not a curated record